Messenger RNA from Cydia amplana, 2269 nucleotides. RefSeq names its product ATP-binding cassette sub-family G member 1-like. The transcript is spliced from 13 exons. The coding region runs from base 375 to 2267 and encodes 630 amino acids. Gene Ontology annotation, molecular function: ATP hydrolysis activity; ATP binding; ABC-type transporter activity. Gene Ontology annotation, cellular component: membrane. Lineage: Eukaryota; Metazoa; Arthropoda; Insecta; Lepidoptera; Tortricidae. Gene Ontology annotation, biological process: transmembrane transport. The record is from RefSeq and is a predicted model, not a curated record.
CUCGUCAGUAGCCCAUAGUGCAUUGGUCGGAGUGGGCGUCUCGCUCGCUGCUCUCAGAUAUACAUAGCUGUGUUUAAACAUCGCGAUCUUCAACUUUCUUCUGUCUGAGUAACAGAGGUCAGCUCGGAUGUGUGUGUAGUGUAUGUCGAAAUAAUUUACAUCCGCACAGAAUGGAUUACUACCGCGUUGAACUUGGGACUUGGUAACCUAGACGGUUCCCUUGGGUCAACAGCGUCCGAUACGGAACGGUGGCAGCGUCCACGCAUUACCACAGUCCACGCCUCGUGGCCGGUAAACGCGGACCUGUUAAAAGUGUUUGAAGUGCCAGUUAACUGUCACAAGUACUUAGUGAAAGUGACAGUUCCGUUAGCGCCAUGAAGCCGGCGGCGGAGUCGGCCUUGAGUGAACUGGGGAACAACAAUGUGACUCCCCUCUUAUCCCGGACAUCAGUGUUGUUAGAGUUUAAAGACAUCCGAUGCACUAUCAACACAUUCUCCUUAAACAAAUUUCGAUUGGAACCUAGGAAUAUUUUAAAUGGCGUAGACGGGUGUUUCAAGCCAGGCGAGCUCACAGCCAUCAUGGGGCCGUCGGGAGCUGGGAAAACGACCCUCCUCAAUAUACUGGCUGGUUACACUACCCGUGGCGCCAAAGGCGAGAUCUCCGUCAACGGCGUGUGCGCGUGCGCCUCACAGUCCGGCGGGCGCGGCGGCGCACGCUACAUCCGCCAGCAUGACGACCUGCGCGCCUACCUCACGGUGUACGAAGCCAUGGCCCUGGCCGCCGCUCUCAAGCUGGCGGACUUCUCGCCAAUCGAAAGGAAGGAGAAAGUAUAUGAAAUUCUAUCGUUACUAGGCCUCAGUGGAGCGGCUCAGACCCUUUGCAGAGACCUCUCUGGGGGCCAGAGAAGACGGCUCGGCGUCGCUUUAGAACUCCUCUCUGACCCAUCUUUACUAUUUCUAGACGAGCCUACUACGGGGCUGGACUCAUCAGCAUCAGCGUCACUCAUCGCACUGCUGAGCAGCCUAGCCCGAGGAGGCAGGACACUAAUUGCGACCAUCCACCAGCCUUCAGCGUUGCUCUUUGAGAAGAUAGACUCCCUAUACUGCCUGGUGGAUGGCCGGACGCUGUACAAAGGCCCAAGGGCAUCGCUGCUGCCGGCGCUGGAGAGCGCGGGGCUGCGGUGCCCACCGUACCACAACCCUGCUGACUUCUUGAUGGAGGUAGCAUCGGGAGAGUACGACGUGGACCUCAUCGGGACGGCCAAGACGAUGUUGCGAUACAAACCCGAGGCCAACCCGGAUGGCACCGCCAGCUGGAAUGUUCCCACAAUACCCGCGUUACCUAGUCCAUUAGAUAUAAGUUCGGAGCUCAGAUUCAAAUCGGUUCUGGGAAAUACCAAGCACCAGCAGAGUCACAAGAAGACGAUGUACAGACAAUCUGGCCUUUUGCGCCAAACGUGGAUCUUGCUGUACAGGAACUAUUUAAUCACUACUCGGAAUUAUUCUCACUUUAUGCUCCGAGUGGCGUGUCACGUGAUAAUCGCGCUAAUCUUCGGCUAUCUGUACCUCGGCGUGGGCAGUGAGGCGAGCUCCGUGCUCGGCAACUACGUCUACCUGUACGGCUCCAUGCUGCUGGUGGUCUACACCGGGAAGAUGUCCGUGGCGUUAUCAUUUAACCUGGAGAUGAAUAUAUUAAAAGGAGAACAUUACAAUAGGUGGUACAAUUUAGGACCCUAUGUCGUCUCUCUUCUGGCAGUGGAGCUACCAUUUCAGAUGAUCUCUUGCGUGUCGUACGUGGUUCUGUCGUACUGGUUAACAGACAAUCCGCUAGAGCCGACACGAGCGACGCUGUUCUUGGCUACCAUAGUCACCACCUCUCUCUGCGCGCAGUCAUGGGGGUAUUUCAUCGGUUCGACGACCCCUACUAAGAUCGCAGUGUUCAUAGGGCCUAUAUUAGCGUGCCUGUUCUCGGUAUUCGGUUUCUGCCUGUCUUUAGCGGACACGCCCAUAGGUUUCCGAUGGUUGCAUUACAUCUCCUACUUCAGGGCCGGGUUCCACGUGGCAGUGCAUUCUGUAUACGGUUUUAAUAGAACCAACAUCCCAUGUUCCAAAGAAUACUGUCACUACCGAACUCCAAGUAAGUUUCUAAGUGAAAUGGACAUGAGUUACAUCGACGUCGGCGGGAACAUGGCUUUCAUCCUCGGCAUGACGGUCGUCAUGCACACGCUGACGUGCAUAGCUUUAUGGUACAGGCUCAACAAGAGGUGAAA